Molecule: messenger RNA, 2802 nt
Organism: Triticum turgidum subsp. durum (durum wheat)
Lineage: Eukaryota; Viridiplantae; Streptophyta; Magnoliopsida; Poales; Poaceae
Source: the annotation of a GenBank genome assembly
AUGGAUCAGGCCGUGGGGGCCAUGGGCUCCCUCCUUGGCAAACUGGGCAAGGUUAUCAAGAAGGAGUACAAGCUACAGAAGGGAGUCAAGAAAAAGGUCAAGUCCUUCUCCGACGAGCUGGAUAUUAUGCAGGCUGCCCUUGGCAAGGUGGCAGAGGUUCCGCGGGAUCAGCUCGAUGAGCAGCUCAAGCUUUGGGCUGCUGAUGUUAGGGAGCUGUCUUACGACAUGGAGGAUGUCGUUGACUCUCUCCUGGUGCGUGUUGAGGGCAGUGACCCCACUGCUGAUCAGUCCAACUUCAAGAAGCUCAUGGACAAGAUGUUAAAGGUCUUUAAAAAGGGCAAGGCCAACCGUGAGAUUUCCACUGCAGUCGAAGAGAUCCAUAAGCGGUUGCAAGAUGUGGCCGAACGACAUCAAAGGUAUAAUCUUACUAAUCUACCUGCUGCAGCCACAAGGACCACCGUUGACCCUCUCUUGGAAGCUCUUUACGGAGAUAAGAAGAAUAUCAUCGGCCUAGAGAAAGCAAGGGACGACAUUAUCAAGAAGAUCACUGAUGGGGACCGUAAGCAACUCAAGACACUCUCCAUUGUUGGAUUUGGAGGAUUGGGCAAGACUACACUUGCCAGAGAAGUAUAUGAUGCCGUUCCAGUAAAAUUUGAUCACAAAGCUUUUGUGUCUGUGUCUCGGAAUCCGGACAUGAAGAAAGUAUUGAGCAACCUUCUCUUUAAGCUUGACAAGAGAAGACAUAGUAGUUUUAAUGCAGAAAAUUUGGAUGUCGAGAAGCUCAUUAUCCUAGUCCGAGAAUUGCUUAGCAGGAAAAGGUACUUCAUAAUUAUCGAUGAUUUAUGGAAUAAAGAAGCAUGGACAACAAUCAGAUAUGCACUUAGUGACGAUGAGUGUGGAAGUAUAAUAAUCACUACAACCCGUCUUAUGGAUGUCUCCAGAGUUUGCUGCUCUUCUAAAGAUGGUAUGAUUCAUGAGAUGAAAUCUCUCUCUAUGGAUGACUCCCAAAAUCUUUUCUAUAGAAGAAUAUUUUCAAGUGAGGUGUGUCCUUCUGGAUUUGAAAAGGUAUCCAUAAUGAUCUUGAAGAAAUGUGUUGGGGUGCCAUUAGCCAUCAUUAGUCUAGCUAGUUAUUUAGCUAAUAAUCAGAGGAUCAACCAGAUUGACCAAUGGAAUGUCUUGCUCAUCUCUAUUGGUCAUGGACUUAAAAAAGGUGAUGAUCAUGUGAAGGAAAUGAAGAGGAUACUAUCAUUGAGCUUUUAUGAUCUCCCUUCUUAUUUGAAGACUUGCUUUCUGUACCUAAGUAUCUUUCCAGAAGACCAUCAAAUUAGCAGAGACCGGUUGAUAAGGAGAUGGGCAUGUGAAGGUUUUAUCCAAGUAGAAGAUGAAACAACCAGCCUACUUGAGCUUGGAGAUAGUUACUUCAACGAGCUAGUAAACAGAAACAUGGUCCAGCCGAUACAUGUUGAUGGUAGGGUUGAAGCAUGUUGCGUACAUGACAUAAUGUUGGAUCUUAUAUGUGAAUUAUCAAGCGAAGUAAACUUUGUUACUAUAUUGGAUGUUAUCAAGGGAGACACACCUUUGGAAAAGAAUUUCCGCAGAUUGUCCAUCCAGAAGAGCAUGACAGAUCUCACCACUACUCAAAUGGCUACCACAAGCAUGUCACAAGUGAGGUCUUUUACUGCUUUUAGUCCUGCUAUUAGUAAGAUCCCUCCUCUUUCUGGAUUUCAAGUCUUACGUGUAUUGGAUCUGGAAGGUUGUGAUCUUCGAAAAAGUCCUGGUGUUGUUGACCUUAGGCAUGCUGAGAAUCUGCUACAUUUGAGAUACCUAGGCUUAAGGGGCACAAAGGUUGGCAAGCUCCCUAUGGAAGUAGGAAAGCUACAGCUUUUGCAGACACUAGACUUGCAAUGGACCAAUUCAAAAGAAUUGCCAUCCAGUGUGGUUCAGAUGAGGCAUUUGAUGUGCCUAAUCCUUGAUUCAGAUAUGCCACUACCAAACGAUUUCAGCAACCUGGCAAGCCUUGAGCAGCUGACGGGACAUGGGGUGGGCCUUUUUACUUUAGACAGCGCAAAAGGGCUGGGCUGUCUUAUUGGGCUAAGGGAGCUCGCCUUUAAAUGGGAUCAAUUUGUCAAAACAGACCAAUGGGAUCCAUGGAUGCAACCGGAUCAUCUGAGAACACAAAAAGCUUUGCUGGAGUCCCUAGGCAAGCUGCACAAACUCGAGAGUCUGGAGCUCUUCUCUCUUAGUCCUUGGGUUUCCAACCUUAUACUGGAUUGGGUGCCGUCCCCAAACCUCUGCAGGCUUAAACUUGACGGAUGGUUCAUGAGCUUCCCUAAAUGGAUUUGUUCUUCAUCGCUUCCCCUACUCUCAAACCUAUAUAUAGUUAUCAAAAAAGUGCGAUCCAUGGAUAUUCAGACCCUUGGGAUGCUGCCGGCUCUGUGUCAUGUCGUCCUCGACGCAAGCACCCUCAACGUGGGCCAUCUAGUGGAGAAGUUGGUGCUUAGCGCCGGAGCUUUCCCCAGCUUGAGAGUCUGCCUUCUCCACAAAAUUAUGUUGGUGAACCCUACGUUCCAACAAGGAGCUAUGCCAAUGGUUCGACGCCUUCGCUUUGGUCUCCGAGUGAAUGACAUCGUCAAUCCUGACUUCGAUUUGAGCAUAAGGAACCUUCCUUCGCUCCAGCAUCUCAGAAUUGACCUCCUCGAUAGGGGAGUCAGCACAGAGGAGUAUUCUCAGGCCGUGGGCGCACUGAGGCGUGUGGCGGACGACCAUCCCCAAAAUCCCACCCUUCGUGCUGAUAGAUUUUGA